Molecule: messenger RNA, 1663 nt
Organism: Quercus robur (English oak)
Lineage: Eukaryota; Viridiplantae; Streptophyta; Magnoliopsida; Fagales; Fagaceae
Product: sufE-like protein 2, chloroplastic
Exons: 4
Coding region: 211-879 (222 amino acids)
Source: RefSeq, a predicted model, not a curated record
AAGAUUCCCCACUCACCUCUACAGCUACACACAACACAAGCUCUUAGAUUCAGACAACAAACGACGCGCUCUUUAAGGAUCUCCCUCCCAUUUACUAGCGCUCUCAACUAUUCUAUUCUUAACCAACUCUCUCUCUCUGACUUUUCACUUUCUCUUACAUUAAUUUUACUACUAUACAUUUUUUAUUUUUUGUUCCUCAGAAACAACAACAUGGUAUCUGGUCUAACAACAACAACACUUUCUCUUUCUUCAUCAUCUUUUUUGUUUGGUUUUAGUUCCCUGAAAUUUUCGCAGCGAACUAGGUUGAAGUUUAUAGACAACGUGAACGAAAGAAAAUUCACGUUCGCGCCUUUGAAAUGCAUUCGCGUAUCGGGUUUCGAUUCGUGCUCCGCCUCGACGGCGACGGAGGCUCCGUUAGCUCCGUCGUCGGAGCUGGUGUCCGACAAGCUCCACCGCCUGGCGACGGAGUUCAGGGCCCUGCACGAGCCAAUCGACCGGGUGAAGCGGCUGCUGCACUACGCGGCGAUUCUUCCUCCGGCGGACGAGUCGAGGACUCGGGCGCCGGAGAACCGGGUCACGGGGUGCACGACCCAGGUGUGGGUGGAGGCCGAGUUGGACGAGUCGGGUCGGGUUCGGUUCCGGGCCGACAGCGACUCGGAGAUUUCCAAAGGGUUCUGCUCGUGCUUGAUUUACGUGCUGGACGGGGCGGAUCCGGAGGAGGUGGCCAUGGUCAAGGCCGACGACUUGUCGGAUUUGAACGUGGGCUUGCACGGCAAGUCGCAUUCUAGAGUCAACACGUGGCACAAUGUCCUCGUUGCUAUGCAAAAGAGGGCCAAGGCUUUGCUUCCACAACAACCUCAGAGUUGCAGGGGGUAUUAAGUAUUAACAACUGCGGAGAAGAUUUGGCCUCGUAUCUAGACAUCUGAGUCAUUGAUUACGGCAGAUACCACUAGAUUGCAAAAGCUGGAUGCCAAUUUAUCACGGUCUUAAGUGUGGAUUUUAUUUGGGAAAACGCGUGUGCGAUCCUUGACUAGGCUGGAUUUUGGAAGGUGCUGCAGCUGGUCUUGCAUACAUGUACCUUCUCAAGGCAGCUGCAGUUUCAUCUCCUUUGCAUGUUACAUAUGUAAACACUUGGGUAGAAUAAAAGCGCGUGCUCAUGAACUUACACCAACAAUUACCUGUACUUCUUCUAAUGUUGUGCAAACAAUUCUUAAGGGAUUCCUAUACCAUAAAUUCAAACAUACGACAUGGACCUGAUCCCUACAUGACUGCAAUAUUACCAAGUUGUUUCAGUGGAUGGCUAUAAUGGGAAAUGAAGAGGUUGCUGAGAUAUAUCCAGGACACCACGAGACUUCGAUAGUAUCACCAUUGCCUUGCCUGCACUAUUGCCAUGUAACUCUUUAGUUGCUUUAGGGUUUUUUCUUUUCUUUUCUUUUUUGGGGUAUAACCACUUUUGAAGAUAGUUCAUAUGGAUUGAACGUGGCUUUGGGAGUCAAUUUUGUUUACUUUCUUGUUGUAUCUUGCAUUCAAUAAUAGGAAUGUUCUGUCAAAAGUUUUAACUCCUAAAAUUUUCCAGUUCCUGGGUUGAUUAUUUUCAUCCUUGUCUGGCAAUGGUCUGGGAACUAUCUUUUACUGGAACUUAUGAUCCAUCUCCCUUCAACUU